UGAAAAACCCAUUGCAACGACACACAAAAUUUGCCCAUUCUCUCUCUUCAUGAACCUCUGUUUUCUGCAUCCAUUUAAACUUACCUGCACAUCCAAAGCUCAUUCAUUCACACUGCCACCACCUAUCUAAUCACUGCACAAAUACAAUUAUUGAUCAGGGUCUGUGUUAAAAGCCACCAUUUCCUCUUUUUUUUGGAAGAAGACAAAAACAGAGGACAUCAGGGGAAAACAGAGCAAAAAGGUGAAAUAUGGUGAGUGAGCAAAGAAUAGCAGAGGAGACCCUGCAGGAGUCCAAGGUGGCUGCUUUGGAGACCAGUGGCACAAUGAGUGGACCCCUUGUCGGAGCCGCCACCAGGAUCCGCCGGCGCCGGAGGGUGGAGGCUAUGCAACUGGUUCUAAGAGGGUUGUGCAUGGCCUCCUCUGUUGUUUCAAUCUCACUCAUGGUCACUGCUAAGGAAUCUAGUUCUGUCAGUAUUUAUGGCUUUCAAUUACCUCUUCACUCCAAAUGGUCUUUCUCUGAGUCAUACGAGUAUCUUGUUGGGGUUUCUGCUGCUGUUGCAGCUCAUUCCUUGCUUCAACUACUCAUUGGCAUAUCCAGAUUUCUUAGGACUUCUUCUGUCAUACCUUCCAGAAAUCAUGCAUGGCUUAUUUUUGCUGGGGAUCAGGUAUAUAAAGCUCUGCAUAUUUUUAAUGUUUCUCUUUUCAUCAAAAUCAAUUCA
This is a messenger RNA of Vigna umbellata (rice bean), 719 nucleotides long. Lineage: Eukaryota; Viridiplantae; Streptophyta; Magnoliopsida; Fabales; Fabaceae. The record is from RefSeq and is a predicted model, not a curated record.